Messenger RNA from Guyanagaster necrorhizus, 471 nucleotides. RefSeq lists its product as uncharacterized. The transcript has a single exon. Bases 1 to 471 code for a protein of 156 amino acids. The record is from RefSeq and is a predicted model, not a curated record. NCBI's taxonomy places the organism in Eukaryota, Fungi, Basidiomycota, Agaricomycetes, Agaricales, Physalacriaceae.
AUGUCACUUUUAACUAAUUUCUUGACAGUCUCAAUACUGAGACUCAAAUCACCCAGCUCAGAUCCAGAGAGAGGUCUGAAAGCAUGGGCCAACCAGGUCCUCUCCAAAAGAAGAGAGAAUCCCACCUCUAUUCUCUAUGCCUCUCAACCCCCAACCCCAACUCCACUGAUGAACUGGUGGAAAAAGAGGAGGCUGAGCUUAGCCAGCAGUGGAGAAGUGAGCUUGAUGAGCACCAUCGACAAUUGGCUGGAAUUAGCCAACCAGCAGAAGGGGGCUCUGCUCCAAGAGCUCAGGAACACUGAAAGUGGCCCCCAGAUACAGAAUGAGAUGAAAAUCCUGAAGACAACCUCUAUUUCUCAGAUCAUUGGGACCAGCCAGAGGAUAAUCAGAAUUGAAGUACUGAUGGUUGAUCAAUUAAAGAAGGAGGAACAGGCACUGGAGGGCUCCUAUCUAGAGGCAAACUCUUACUGA